This is a messenger RNA of Xenia sp. Carnegie-2017, 3165 nucleotides long. RefSeq names its product transportin-3-like. The transcript has 27 exons. The record is from RefSeq and is a predicted model, not a curated record. Gene Ontology annotation, biological process: protein import into nucleus. NCBI's taxonomy places the organism in Eukaryota, Metazoa, Cnidaria, Anthozoa, Malacalcyonacea, Xeniidae. The coding region runs from base 305 to 2875 and encodes 856 amino acids. Gene Ontology annotation, cellular component: cytoplasm; nuclear membrane.
CCAUAUUUGACGUUCGAAAAUCGAUUUGAACACUUUAUCUUUAAAUUUUAUAAACUUUUCAUCACGUUUUUAACUGUUUAUCUUAAUAAAACGACGGUUGAGGUAGACUACCAAUGGAAAACCGCGUCUCGAGGAGGUUUUCCGCGCUAUCGAAGCACUAUACAGUGGGCAAAAUUCAGAAGGCUCAAAAGCUGCAUCAAAAUGGCUGGAAAAUCUUCAGAAUUCGAUUUUUGCUUGGGAAAUCGCUGACCAAUUACUGACUACAAAACAAAGUGAAACAAGCUGCUUCAUUGGUGCUCAAACCAUGAGAACCAAGAUUCAAUAUUUCUUCCAUGAACUUCAACCAGUUCAGUAUGAGAGCUUAAAGAACUCGCUUUUGGACCAUGUGACACAGCUUCAUAAUUCAACGCAAGCAAUUUUGACUCAGCUUUGUCUGGCCAUCGCUGAUCUUGCCAUUCAAAUGCCGCAGUGGCCAAGUCCAGUAAAGGAUCUUGUAGAGAGAUUCAGCAAAACAAUGGAAAUGAUUCCUGCUCUGUUAGAAUUGCUGCAAUACUUAGCAGAAGAGGUGAAGAGCGAACAUCUGCGUAUCGGAGCAAACAGACGUGAGGAAGUUGGUAAUCAACUUCGCCAGUCCUCUAUUGUCGUUAUUCAGUUAUUGAACGCGUGCAUUGAGCAAUGUUCUAAUAAAGAACAAAUACGUAUGAAGAUAUUUUCUUGUUUUGGCGGUUGGCUUUUACUCGGAGCUUAUCCUCCGAACGAAAUUAUGAAAAGCCGUCUUCUGCCUGUUUUGUUUGAAACUCUGGUGGACGAAAAGGCAAGUGAUAACCUGCAGGAAGUAGCUGCUGAUGUCAUAUGCAAUGCUGUCUAUUCUGUUGGGGAUAUAGAUCCAGAGUCUCCGAUGGCGCGAGCACUUUCAUCCGAAGUGUUAAAGCUUGUGCCCAUGUACGAAAAGGCAAAAAAUAACGGAGACGAUGACAGGUGUUUAAAUUUUUGUCGUAUCUUCACGGAACUUGCCGAAUUCACUUUGGAUGCUGUCAUUGCAAGAAAUAGCUUACAUACGUUAGAUUUACAGAUUGUGCAAGUUAUGGUCAACGGACUUCAACAUCGCGAAUAUGAGGUGGCCGAGGUAACUUUCAAUUUCUGGUACAGCUUGUCCGAAGCGAUCUAUAGAGAGAAUCUGCCGCCGGAAAAGAACAAUUUUGAGCCAUAUUACAGGGAACUAUUUCAACAGCUUUGCCUUCGGUGCAAGCUCGAUAACGACACGGUUUGCAUACCAAACGAAAACGACGACUUCACCGCGUUUCGUGAAAGAGUUGUAGAGCUUGUGAAGGAUUCUGCUUUUCUAAUUGGCUCUGACACUCUGUUUUUUCAGCUCUGUGAGACUGUUAUACGAGAAUACGGAAAGGUUCCUUGGCAGGAUGUCGAAGCAAAGUUGUUCAUAAUGGCUGCCGUCUCUCCUAAUGUUCGAUCGAACAAUCUGGACACGGUUGCAACUCUUAUCAAUCUUAUCUUCAAUAAACCCGAUAUACCCUCUCACGUUGUUGUCAAGUAUACAGCGAUAAGGUUAAUAGGAGAGCUGGCGGCGUGGAUUGAUAAAAAUCCACGUGUAUUAGACUUGGUGCUGCAAACUUUAUACACUGGCCUUAAGACUAAGAAUCUUUCAACCAUAUCCGCGUUGGCACUGCAUAAAGUGUGUUCGUCGUGUGACCAAAAGAUGGCCCAACAUUUUAACAUUUUAUUAGAAAUAGUUCAAGUGAUCGAUUCGUUAUCAAUUUCCAAUGGAGCCGUACUCGAAUUCUUUCAAGGAGUUGCCCGAGUUCUCUCCCGAUUGCCGCCACAGGAAAUCAAAGAAGGAGUUAAGCAAUUAUGUGUUCAGCAGGUUCAACUUCUCGCUCAGUUGCUUGGGGGACAAAACGGAAGUCAUUCUAAACCGAUUUUGUAUCUAGACAGAAUAGCGACAAUAUUUAGAUAUACUGAGGUGAAAACAAAAGAUGGUGAAAGUCAUCCCUGUUUCAGUAUCGUCCAAGAGGUUUGGCCAGUUCUAUCCAUGACCUUCAAAAAAUGUCAAACCGACGUGCCAACGAUGGAACGCUGUUGCAGAUGUGUUCGUUUUGUGAUACGUUGUCUUGGUAAGCAUUUCAUUCCUCUCCUUGGUGAUUUGGUCAGUCAGAUGGUCGAGGUGUAUACAACUACACAUCAUUCAUGUUUCUUGUACUUGGGAAGUGUUUUAGUCGACGAGUUUGGAACAAAUAAACAAUGCGUUCCUGGUCUUAUACAAAUGCUUGAGGCGUUUUGUCCACCGACUUUUGCGCUUUUAUCGAGUACCGAAUCAUUUGUACAGCAUCCAGAUACCAUAGAUGAUCUUUUUCGACUUUGUACAAGAUGCGUUCAAACGUGUCCGGUGGAGUUUUUAGGCAGUCUGGCUGCUGACAAUCUAAUCAAAUAUGGCGUGGCAACGUCUACGUUAUCACAUCGAGAGGCAAACGCGUCCGUGAUGACGUUUUUCCGCGAUCUCAUUCGUGGUCCCAGUGAUACAGGAUUUGAUUCUUCCAUUUUGAGAAAUCUAAUCACGCAAGUACUUGCCAAACACGGACAAGAAAUUAUGAUAGGUUUGGUUCAAGCGUGUGCUGGAAAAAUCCCUUCGUAUAUGGUUCCUGGUGUCGGGGAAGUGGUUUGGGAAAUGUUCCAAUGGAAUAAAGAGCAAGCGAGUAUCUGGCUAGUAAAAGCAUUGGAGAUGCUACCCACACAAGCCGUCAGCGGGGCAACUAUAAUCACGAAACAACAGAUUUUUGACUUUCAUCAAGAGGUCACAAGUGCCGAUGCAUGCAAGUUUGUGGCAAGGUCAGCCCGAGCGUUUUCCAGACUAUACGAAUAAACCACAUUGGAUAAGCAGCGUCUGUUGAAAUGAUGGAUCUAUGAGGUGCAGAUCGCGCAAUACCUAGCUCGAGGUUUUGGUGCGAUGGAAUAACGGAUCAAGUUAGUUACAGGUUGACUAUGAGGACAUGCAUGUGAAAGGCUUUAUGAAUAUGGGUAAGUGUCUGCUUGAAUGCUAGAGAAACAAUUUUAAGGAAAAUUUUAAUGCAACAUUUUAAAUUUUUUGUCGAUGUCUAUAUUUUGUGUAAAGAAGAAGAGAAUUUGUGAAUUAUAUGAAAAGUUUGAUGAGAA